AUGGUUCUUGUUGCCUGCUGGCCACCUACCGACCCCUACCUCAACAUGUUCACCACGAUUCUUUUCUGCCUGUUCGUUUCAGUUAUUUCACAACAGAAGAAGAUCGUCACAGUAGGAAUUGCUGCUGUUGAAAAAUGUGCUACCAUCAUUCAUGGGUUUCUCACAAAAGCGGUGGCGCCUAUCGGCCUAGCACUCGACCGAAUGCGUUCCGAGGGUAUAACCUAUGGAUUUGACUUCAAGUUUGUGGUGAAUUACACCGAAUGCAGUUCUGAGACGGCGGUCGGAGUGGCUCUGGAGCAAAUGGUGAAGCAGAAUGUGGAUGUCGUUAUUGGUCCUCCUUGCCCAACAUGUUAG
Molecule: messenger RNA, 354 nt
Organism: Ostertagia ostertagi
Lineage: Eukaryota; Metazoa; Nematoda; Chromadorea; Rhabditida; Trichostrongylidae
Source: the annotation of a GenBank genome assembly